Messenger RNA from Colletotrichum scovillei, 2011 nucleotides. RefSeq names its product threonine ammonia-lyase. The record is from RefSeq and is a predicted model, not a curated record. NCBI's taxonomy places the organism in Eukaryota, Fungi, Ascomycota, Sordariomycetes, Glomerellales, Glomerellaceae. The transcript is spliced from 2 exons. Bases 124 to 1869 code for a protein of 581 amino acids. Gene Ontology annotation, biological process: L-threonine catabolic process. Gene Ontology annotation, molecular function: pyridoxal phosphate binding; threonine deaminase activity.
CCCGUUCAUUAGGUUGUUGGGGCCCGCCGUUCGUGACUCUUUCUUGGACGAUUCCUCUGCUUCUGUCCCGGUCUCAGUGACUCCUCUUCUUCUCACAAACAACUAUCCCAAGACAUCACGACAAUGUCAGAGAACGCAGAGCCUCCCGUCGUCGCCGUCAUGACCAACGGAACCCUCAAUGGCGUCAAUGGCGACCACCCGCCGCGCCCAAGAACACCGCAGCCCGCCGGAAUGUCCUUGACCGAGUAUAGCGCCAACCCGUCUACGCCGCCAGAGGAGAGAAGAAGCCGCAUCAAGGGCGUUGUUCCCGAGGACUUUUUGCUGCCUGAUGGCCACCCGGAUUACCUCCGAAUGAUCGCCGCCGCAACGUCCCGCGUCUACGAAGCCUGCAAGGUCACACCGCUCCAGCCCGCCGUCAAUCUCAGCAACCGACUCGAGUGCAAUGUUCUCCUCAAGCGCGAGGACCAGCAGCCCGUCUUCAGCUUCAAGCUGCGCGGCGCCUACAACAAGAUGGCCCACCUCGACCCCGCCGUCAGCUGGAAGGGCGUCGUCUGCUGCUCCGCCGGUAACCACGCUCAGGGCGUCGCCUACUCGGCCCGCAAGCUCAAGAUCCCCGCCACUAUUGUCAUGCCCGAAGCAACACCUAGCAUCAAGCAUCUCAAUGUUGCGCGUCUAGGCGGCCAUGUCGUCUUGCACGGUGCCGAUUUCGAUGCCGCCAAGGAGGAGUGUGGCCGGAGAGCGGCGCAGGACGGCCUGAUCAACAUCCCGCCGUUUGACGACCCGUACGUCAUUGCGGGCCAGGGAACCAUUGGUAUGGAGUUGUUUGGCCAGAUCAACAUGUCCAAGCUCGAUGCCAUCUUCUGCUGUGUCGGAGGUGGUGGACUCAUCUCCGGAAUCGGUGUCUACGUGAAGCGCAUGGCGCCCCAUGUCAAGAUCAUUGGUGUCGAGACCUACGACGCCAAUGCGCUGGUCCAGUCCCUGGCCAAGGGAGAGCGUGUGGUACUGGACAGCGUCGGCCUCUUUGCGGACGGUGCCGCCGUCAAGACCGUCGGCGAGGAGACGUUCCGCCUUUGCAAGGACGUCGUUGACGAGGUCAUCCAAGUCACCACCGACGAGGUCUGCGCGGCCAUCAAGGACAUGUACGACGAUACCCGCGCCGGCCUCGAGCCCGCCGGUGCUCUCUCCAUCGCCGGUCUCAAGAAGUACGUCGCUCAGAACCCGAGCGAUCGCCGCAAGACCAUGGUGGCCGUCACCUCUGGCGCCAAUAUGAACUUUGACAGGCUGCGAUUCGUCGCUGAGCGCGCCACCCUCGGCGAGGGCAAGGAGGCCCUGCUGGCGGUCAGCAUCCCUGAGAAGCCCGGUGCCUUCUCCAACCUCAUCACCAGCAUCAUGCCCCACUCCGUGACCGAGUUCUCAUACCGCUACGCCACUGACGAAGUCGCCAACGUUCUUAUUGGUAUCUCCCUGACAGCCCCUGCAUCGCAAAGAACGCAGGAGCUGCAGAUGCUCUUGGAGCGCAUUAGGUCGCACGACAUGUCAGUGACGGAUCUCUCCGGCGACGAGCUCGCCAAGAGCCAUAUCCGGUACCUCGUUGGUGGUCGCUCCAACGUGCCCAAUGAGCGCCUGUACAUGUUCAACUUCCCUGAGCGGCCCGGCGCUUUGGAGAAAUUCCUCAUGACCCUGCGUCCCAAGUUCAACAUUAGUCUGUUCAACUACCGUAACUACGGCGGUGACACGGGUAGAAUCUUGGCGGGCAUCCUGUGCCCCGACAACGAGGUUGAUCAAUUGGAGACGUUCUUGACUGAGAUUGGAUACCCGUGGGAGGACUGCACCCAGUCGGCCGUUUUCAAGACUUUCCUCCGUAGUUAGAGAAUGGAGGCUUGAAAACCCCGUUUACUCGGUUGAUUUUCGUACGGCGCUGGGAGUUUUUGUAGAUAUUUGGGUGACAGAAAACGGAACAUUGGGAGAUAUCACGCAUGCUGGUGCAACUUGGGGCAAAAGAAAAGCCGGC